CCUUUAUCGACAUUAGACUUUUUGCAUGAGGGAUUGUUUUACAAAUUCGAUUGUUGAGCUAUGGGUUGCUCCGUAAUUAACUGCAUUUUGUUUAUAGUUGAGAUAAUUAUAUUGAAAGGGUUUGAAACAACGCCAACAUCGCCAAGAUUGACUACGGAUGUAAAUGAUGUCUUCGUCAACAGCAGCAUUACGUUAACUUGCGCAACGUCAUCCCCGCCGGAUUAUGUUGUCUGGUUCAAAUCAGACAAAGGAUCAGGACAACCGAACGCGGUCAUUACUCAGAAAUGGAAUAACGAAAAGAAAUCAUGUCAUUCUGACAAAAACAUUAUGGAGUGUUUCUGCUCUUCAUCAAAUGCCUAUGCUUGCUCUAUAAAGUCGAUAAAUAGAACAAAUGACGAUCAAAGCUGGCUCUGCAAAGCUAUUUAUGGAAGUGCUCAAAUCCAAAGUGACAGCUUCACCUUCAGAUUAAUAUUACCUGUAACGACCUUAACAAUUCUACCAGAGACGUCAGUUGCGUACCCUGUUUUCAAUGUCACAUCGACGUUCACAUGCAUCACGUCAUUGAGUCGACCUGCGGCUAGUAUUUACUGGUUCAAUGACAAAAACAACAUAACACACUUUUCUACUUAUUCACAAAAUGAUGACGUCACAAGAAGUGAAUUGCACUUUAUAUCAACCGCAAACGGGUACAGUGGUGGACUGAUAUCGUGUGUUGCAAAUUACGAGUUCAAAUCCCUCAGUAAAAUGUUAACAGCUAACAUUAGCAUUCAAGUACAGUUCCCCGUUUCGAAGCCGAUUGUGACAAUCAACAAUCUAAUUGCAUCAACAGCGUUAGUAAUAAGAGAGGGUAGACUCGUGCAUUUGAAGUGUUUGUCCUCCGGACAUCCACAGCCUUCUUAUAACUGGACUUACUCGGACGGAUGGGCGACCGGUUCUCUUCUGAAUAUUACAUUCGCUCGUAAUAACGCUAAUGUGUCAUGCAAGGCAUUUAACGUUAUGCGUACAUUAGAUGGAACCAACAGCGCCCAGGUUACAGAAAAGACAACUACAUUGAAUAUAAACGUAUUGUAUCCACCAGUCAUUACAACAUUGACAAGCAAUGACAAUAAUAUAGACAUUAUUGAUAGCGCAAUCAGAGUACUGAGAGGUGACGACAUCAACGUUGUCUGUACUAGCGACGCCAAUCCCCCGGCUAUGGUAUUAUGGCGUGACCAACGGAUCCAGUCACCUACUCUACACGUCAAAAGUGAACAACAUGACGCUGUGUGGACAUGCCAAGCUUCAAACUCUAUGACCGACUUUGAUGGAGUUACAUCAACGUCUACUGUAACAAAAAACGUAUCCGCCAGCGUAUUAUAUCCGCCUGAUGUUCAACGUUUACAAAACCAAACCGUGCUACUGAACACUUCUUUAACAGUUCUGUGCAAUUUGACUGAUGUUGGUAAUCCACCAGCCUCAACUUUUUCAUGGAUAAGGAUGGACAAUCGAAAAGUUGUCGGAAACUUAAAAACACUUACCCUAAACAACAUUGUAUUGGCAGAUGAAGGAGAAUACCAGUGUAAUACUUCGAACCGCAUGCAAUCAAUAGGCAAUGAAGUAGUCUACGGAUUUAGUCAGUCGACAUUCUUUAUAAACGUUGAAUACGGGGCAUUUAUACAGGAAUUCAAAGCAAACCAAUCAGUCGAGAGAAUCAUUGUUGAGCAGGGUGAGACAGUAGAGCUGUUGUGUUAUGCGGAUGGUGACCCCGAGCCUGUGGUUCGAGUAAUGAAUACUACUCGUGGAAAUCAAAGUGCCUUAGUUGAAAUCGAAGGACAUGAAGCUAAAUAUCGCAUUCAACAAGCACAAUGUGAAUAUGAUAAUGGGAACUAUACAUGUUCGGCAAAUAAUCGUUAUAACGAAGGGAGACAAUUGUUUGCUCUUUUUGUUUCCUGUUCACCAAGAGCAUCGCCAUUUUCUCCUCCAAUUAAAACAUUGUACAGAGCGCUUAACGACGAUGUGCUGUUCAUAUUCACAAUAAUAGCUUAUCCUUAUCCUAAACCACAAAACGUCGUUUGGUACAAGCAAGAUGAUGAUAGUUGGAGAGUUUUAUCAGAUCCGACCAACUUCAUGAACACAGUCUCUGAUGAUAGCAUGCAAAUACAGCUGAAAAUAGUCAAUGUACAACUUGCAGAUUAUACCAAUUACAUGGUGAACGUUUCUAACGAAUUGGGUUCAACAGUAGAAGUGUUUACUUUAAAAGCACAGUCAAAACCAGACGUUCCGACAGAUUUGCAAGUAAUCAGAAGAGGAAAAACGGAACUGAUUGUCGAAUGGAUCCCGGGUUUUGAUGGCGGGGACAUUCAAACAUUUACUAUAAGGUACAAAGCAUUAGACGAUGAAAGCUGGACUAUUAUUCCCCUAAGCAUAUCUCACUACACAUGGGCAAUUGAAAGGUUAAAGACUGGAACAGCAUACCAAAUUCAAAUAUUGGCGCAAAACAAAAUAGGGAAGUCGGACUGGACACAAGAAAUAAACAUUACUACACUCGUUGAUAUAGUAAGCAGUGGCUUGUCAACAUCCGCUCUUGGUGGAGCAGUAGGUGGAGUAUUUGGAGUCGUUGUCAUUAUUGCCGUAUCCGCCCUUAUCUACAGAUACAGAUCUAACGUCAUAGCAAGACGAAUCACGAAAAGGACAUCGUUGACAAAGUAUGAGGAUCUUAUCCGAGGACAGGGCAACAACGACGCCUCAACAACCGAUGGAAGUUAUGCAAUCUGUAGAAUCGAAUCAUCACGAUCCCGUAAUGCCAAUCAGUUUGAAACACUUAUGGAGCUUGAAAGUCGUGAUUACUCGAUUAUGUCGGAGUGUAAUGCUCCAAGAGACAAUACUACAUCUGCAAAGAUAUCCGCAUCGGGGCAACCUGAUGUUUCAACGACCGAUCCGGAUUACGUAAAUUUACAGUUGUUAACUUAUUGACUGUCGCAUUUGGUAAUUGUAUAUAUAUAAUGUGUUUUGUAACAAUCUCGUCGGAACACUUUUAUGUAUAUCUUUUUGAGUUUAAUGAUGAAAAUCGAUUGUACAUAUUGCCUAUAUAUGUAAUAUUCUGUUGUAUUAUGACCCUAGAAUUUUUCUAAAUUAUAUAUGCAAAUGACCCCGUUGAUUUCUGGUCUCAUAUUAUUUCUUGUACAUAUAAAACACUUAUUGUUUAUAUUUUACAAAUUGGUUUUUAUAUUUUAAAACUAAUGACUGUCAAAUAAAAGAACGAUAAUGUCAGACUAAACUAUACGCACACAUUUGUUCCACCAGUUUGAUAUGAAGUUAUAAAUAUAUACAUACAUUUUUAUUUACUACUUAUAUUGAACGUUAUAUUUUACCAGAGCCUCUGGAUAAUAUAAUUAAUGUUUAUUUUAGUGCUUAAUAUAAUGCGGCGGUUUUGUUGUUUACAUUUACACAAUCGUCUAAAUAAUCAAACACGCGCUCAACUGCGUAAAUGUAAUAUUUAAUUACUUAAAAAGUCAUACCAUGUUGAAUACGUCAUUUCAACAUCACAGCGGCAUUCAAGAUUCUUCAAACGCUAAAUAUUCUAUCAUUAUUUUAGAAAUAUGUGCUAUUGUACAAUUGAAACAAUUGAGUUAAUACCCUUUUUAGCUGUGUUCUUAUCUCUUAUCAUGAGCGCCUAGUUUUUUUACAAAGUAUCAACUCCAUAUAAAAAGAACGUAAAGACACGGUAAACUUAAAUGUCCUGGUUAAUAAAAACAUGUUAACUGAAAAUUGAAUGAUAUAGUUGCGUAAAUUGUAAACAAAGAAUAAGGGAACAUGGGCCCGUUUGUGUUUUUAAAUGUUUGGUUAACGGGUUAAAAUGCACAUGGACAAGACAGGACCAGACUCUUUAACAAAUGAUUGCGCCGGUUGCUAACGGUAUGUCCGCCAUUUUCUAGACAAGCCGAAUGCCUAGUUCUUAUUUAUUCAAUGAGUUUUGUUUAUCGUGUUCGAAAAAUAGAAAAGGAAAUAUAACGAAUCGUUGUAAAUAAGGUUUAUGUACAUGGAGAUAGAUACAGAAAAACUGAUCAGUAUUUUAUGCAGAAACAAAAUCCAUUUCGAAUCAUACAAGAUGAAGUUUUGUUACAUGAACUACAAAUCUGUAAAAAAAAUUGUAAAGAUCUCUACUUUUGCAUUGAUGGAAAAUUCAAUAUAUAAUUUUCUUCAUGUUGGCAUGUGAGGUCUCAUGUUUAGGUCUUCAUGUGUCCACAUAAAGAAAUAUAUAUUUUGGAUGUACCUACAUGCUACAAUAAAUUUCAAUGUUCUCUGUGCUACGGUCAUAAUAAAACUAACAAUACUUUACAUAUUUGCAUCUUUUUAUUUUCUUUGAAUUUAAAAGACUAUAGAUUGAAAUGAAUUGGUUUCCUGUUUAGUUACACCUCAUAAAGAGAAGAUUUAAAGGAUGUUUAUUGGAGUCACUUGGUCGGUCAGUCUGCACAAUAUUGAUUUGUGGUAAUCUACGUUCACAUCUCUCAAGCGACAUAAUUAAACAUUAAAAAAUGUCAUCAAUUUUUUUUAUCGUUUUGUAAGAUCAAUAUUGUAGUUGUCUGCAAACUGGCUGACAGGAAAUUGUAACUUGUACAAUGGUUAAUUUACCCGUUUCAGACUAGUCUUCAUAGGAAUUUUACACCCCUUUAUACUCCUUGUAAAUAGCAUUAGUUAUUUUACACCAUACAGUAUUGCUGCAGCAAAAUAUUAUUUUGCAUUAUUUCUCCCAAGAUUAUUGUACCGGCCAAUUGACUAGUAUAUAUGUAGCACACACAAUGGAAGUGGUGUUAAUUGUUGUUGUACAUAUAAUUUCCUUCUCCGAUGCGUAUGAAUCAUUGGACUAUACAAUGACAUAUACUUUCCUUGUCCGGUGCUUAUGAAUAGUUGGACUACACAAUGAAAUAUACUUUCCUUGUCAUGUGCUUAUGAAUAAUUGGACUAUAUAAUGAG
Dreissena polymorpha is the source of this 4953-nucleotide messenger RNA. Its product is annotated as nephrin-like. The transcript has 13 exons. The record is from RefSeq and is a predicted model, not a curated record. Lineage: Eukaryota; Metazoa; Mollusca; Bivalvia; Myida; Dreissenidae. Bases 61 to 2952 code for a protein of 963 amino acids. Gene Ontology annotation, molecular function: protein binding.